Molecule: messenger RNA, 624 nt
Organism: Miscanthus lutarioriparius
Lineage: Eukaryota; Viridiplantae; Streptophyta; Magnoliopsida; Poales; Poaceae
Source: the annotation of a GenBank genome assembly
AUGGCGUCGCGGACGGCGUCCAAGGACAUCAUCACCCUGCGGGGCUCCGCCGCCAUCGUCAGCGAGUUCUUCGGGUACGCGGCGAAUAGCAUCCUCUACAACCGCGCGGUGUAUCCGGAGGAGAGCUUCACCAAGGUGAAGAAGUAUGGACUCACCAUGCUGCUCACGCAGGACGAGGGGGUGAAGAACUUCAUCGCCAACCUCACCUCCCAGCUCUCAGAAUGGCUGGAGGCCGGGAAGCUGCAGCGGAUCGUGCUGGUGAUAAUGAGCAAGGCCACCAGCGAGGUGCUCGAGCGCUGGAACUUCAAUAUCGUCACCGACGCCGAGGUCGUCGAGAAGGGGGCUAUCAAGGAGAAGAGCGACAAGGAGAUCAUGAGGGAGAUUCAAGCCAUCAUGCGCCAGAUCGCCUCCUGCAUCACCUACCUCCCCUGCCUCGACGAGCCAUGCGUGUUCGACGUGCUGGCCUACACGGACACGGACGUCGACGCUCCGGGCACCUGGGUCGAAAGCGACGCCAAGCUCAUCGACAACCCGCAGAUGGUUAAGCUGCACUCGUUCGACACGAAGAUUCACAAGGUGGACACGCUGGUGUCGUACAAGAAGGACGAGUGGGACGAGGAGUAG